Molecule: messenger RNA, 1078 nt
Organism: Aspergillus glaucus CBS 516.65
Lineage: Eukaryota; Fungi; Ascomycota; Eurotiomycetes; Eurotiales; Aspergillaceae
Exons: 3
Coding region: 1-1050 (349 amino acids)
Source: RefSeq, a predicted model, not a curated record
AUGAGCAUCGCCCCCGAAUUCGACCAGUCCUAUCGGACUCAGCUGAUUACCGAGCUGGAAAAGAAACUUAGCUUUGAGGAAACCAUGAUCCCCCGCCUGUCAUGGGCUAUGUUGUGGUUUGCAGACCUAGAUCGUCUGCAGGAGUUGAUCGAUAACCCAGACACCGUUUCCGCAAAGUCCAUGUUCCUAUACCCAGAGCCUUUUGAGGAUCUGUUAGCCUUUCCGGAUGACCUGGAGUCAACAUCCACUUCAACCAAGCGUGACCACCCCGAUUCCGAGGAGCAACCAUCGCCGUCCGAGCGACCAAAGCUUGAUGAGGAUAAUGAUUCAGGAAAAUGGCCGUCCGCAGAACCUUUAGACACCUGUGAAGCUGGAGAAAAUGCAGCGGAUCAGUGCUCUGUGCGGGACGACAAUCGGUGUUUUGUCACCAAGGCAGGACAGCCAGCCGAUGCAACUUACAUUGCUCAAGUCCCCACGGCUCAGAGCGACCCUUUUUUUUGGGAGAUGCUUUCGCAUUGCGUGUCGAAAUACAAACUCAACGCGUGGAAGAAAGCCGUUGAACAGGGCGGAUUGGCUGAGAGAUGCGACAAUUUGCUUUCCAUGAGCCCCAGUGUUGCUGCUUACUGGCGAGAUUACCUCUUCGCUUUGAAACCUAUUGAACUAUCAGAAGAUAGUACAUCAAUGAAGGUCCAAUUCUUCUGGCUGCCGGCUCCGCCCCUUGACAUGGAAUACAUUACUUCACGCCCAGAUUUACCAGAAGAUCUCGGCACUCCAGGUGAUGAUAUAAAACUAUGGGACUGCAGGAUCGAAAGGAAAAUUGUCUCUGGUCACAUUAUCACCCUGGUAACUGAUGAUCCGGAGGAGAGGCCCCUUCCAUCGUGGUACCUGCUGGAGAUGGAUUGGUUUCUUCGUCGGCUCUCUGUUCUGGCGGGCCUUAUGGGAUACGUCGAUGGCGAGUUAGAGGAUUACGAGGACGAUUCUUCUUACACUACUGGCCGGUCAACGUCCUGUGGCAUCUGGAAUAUGCUAAAGUCUCUGGAUAAUUACUGACCCUAUCCUUUGUAUGCUUAAUAUUGCU